GCCAAAACAAAGACGGUACAAUGCUGGAAUGUUUAAAAAUUACGAAACAGAUUACCGUUUGAAGUACAAAGAUGCUCGUUCCAGAUAUAAGUGGGAUUCCUUCGGAAAAAACAAUGAAGAUACUUUAGUAACAGCUAAUAGCAGCACCAGCUACUCUUCAGCUGUAGUAAGUGGAAAUGAAACUAAUGAAAAUGUAGAGCAAUCAAUAAGUCAGAGAAUUGAAUCAGCUUUGACUGAAAGUGCAAAUAUUUGUGAAGAACAGAAUCAAAUAUCUCCUAAUGAUAUUAAAAAUACAGAUGCAGUUAGAAACAAUGACAUGGAAAAUGAAUCAACUUAUGACAUUGAAGAGCGCUAUAGUGACGAUGAUGCAAUUAGUGAUUUAUUUUCAAAUGAUAUCCGAGAUACUGAUGAUUUCUCAUUUCGAACUACUGAUACUGACAAUAGUGAGGCAAAUGAAUUCGAUUAUGAAGAUCAGCAGUUCGACGAUCGUAAAAUAAUGUUUGAAACUUCGAAAUUGACUAUAAAUGAUGUAAUGACGUUAGUUAUGGCUUUUUCAAUAAGAUUCAAGAUAUCAGAGGUAGGAAGAUCGGAAUUAAUAAAUAUGAUUAAAUUAUUUGCUGGACCACAAGUUAAUGAUAUAAAUAUUUCUAAGUAUAGAUUUCAACAAAAAUUUGAUCCACCAAAUGAAACAAGUAUGAUUCAUUAUUACUGUAUGAGUUGUAAGCAACAAAUUCUAUACUAUAUCAACUUAAAAGAGCGAUUUAGGAAACAAAAAAAACGUGUGCUAUAUGUAACGCUCAAUGUGAAAUAA
This is a messenger RNA of Nasonia vitripennis (jewel wasp), 811 nucleotides long. RefSeq lists its product as uncharacterized. Bases 29 to 811 code for a protein of 260 amino acids. The record is from RefSeq and is a predicted model, not a curated record. Lineage: Eukaryota; Metazoa; Arthropoda; Insecta; Hymenoptera; Pteromalidae. The transcript is spliced from 3 exons.